CCUUCUGCGUGUGCACAUGUAUAGUACAUAUCUGGGAUCAAAGCUAUCUAUAUAAAGUCCUUGAUUCUGUGUGGGUUCAAACACAUUUCAAAGCUUCAGGAUCCUGAAAGGUUUCGCUCUGCUUCCUGAAGACCUGAACACCGCUCCCAUAAAGCCAUGGCUUGCUUUGGAUUCCAGAGGCACGAGGCUCGCCUGGACCUGGCUUCCAGGACCUUGCCCUGCACUGCCCUGUUUUCUCUUCUCUUCAUCCCUGUCUUCUCCAAAGCGAUGCACGUGGCCCAGCCUGCAGUGGUGCUGGCCAGCAGCCGGGGUGUCGCCAGCUUUGUGUGUGAGUACGCGUCUUCAGGCAAAGCUGCUGAAGUCCGGGUGACAGUGCUACGGCAGGACAACAGCCAGGUGACUGAAGUCUGCGCUGCGACGUACAUGGUGGAGAAUGAGUUGACCUUCCUCGAUGAUUCCACCUGCGCUGGCACCUCCAGUGGAAACAAAGUGAACCUCACCAUCCAAGGGCUGAGGGCCACGGACACAGGGCUCUACAUCUGCAAGGUGGAACUCAUGUACCCGCCGCCAUACUACAUGGGCAUGGGCAAUGGAACCCAGAUUUAUGUCAUCGAUCCAGAACCAUGCCCAGAUUCUGACUUCCUCCUCUGGAUCCUUGCAGCAGUUAGCUCGGGAUUGUUUUUUUACAGCUUUCUCAUCACAGCUGUUUCUUUGAACAAAAUGCUAAAGAAAAGAAGCCCUCUUACAACAGGGGUCUAUGUGAAAAUGCCCCCAACCGAGCCAGAAUGUGAAAAGCAAUUUCAGCCUUAUUUUAUUCCCAUCAAUUGAGAGGACAUUAUGAAGAAAAAAGACCAUAUGACAAUUUCUAAGAGAUCAAGCAAUUCUAACUUUUUUUGCUGUCCGGCUUUUUUUUUUUUUUUUAUUUGUUUGUGUAUUUUGGGGGGAAUUCAUCUCUUUUUAAUAUAAAGCUGGAUGCAGAACCCAAAUUAAGCAUACUGCAAUUUAAAGCAAAGGGGCAGGAAAACAGAGCCGGGACGUUUCUGUCAUAUCAGGUCCAAUUUUAGUAAAAGCAUCAUAUGGGAGCAAUAUGGAAAUGCAGCAUUAUGAUGUAGGGUCAAGGGAAUCAGUUUGGAAAUGGUACAGUCCGAAGAAAGGAAGGAAGGGGCAAGGGAGAGGCAUAUAUUGUACACAACUUGUAUUUAUGUGUGAUUCGUUUAUAGCUGAGAUGAUCUUUUUGUGUUAAAUUUUUAUGCCAUGUUAUUUUUCUUAACAAAUGUAUAAUUACAUGAAGACUUUAAAAAACUCACAUGACUACGUUUUAGCCAGUGAUUCCAAAGGUUGUAUUGUACCAAUAUGUAUUUUUUUUAUGUGAUAGUAUUGUACAUGGGGGCCACAUGUGUUUUUGUGUAUUUGCUGAUGGUUUGAAUAUAAACACUAUAUGGCAGUGUCUUCCCACCAUCGGUUCUGGGGAAGUUUUGUGGAGAAGCUCAGGACACUAAUGCACCAGGUAAAAUACAAGGUCAUUUGCUAACUGGCUUGGAAACCGGGUGAGCUCGGAGCAGUACUCAAUUGUACUGAAUUAAACUGAAUUGGUGUUAACAUGUGCUUUGGGCUUCUUUCAAUGGUUUGCAAGGAAGCCAAAGUGAGUGUAUCUGAGUUAACUUGACAGAACACUGUUGUCAAGGCAAAGGCUCACUCCAGGAGACCUGUAGGUAUGACCUCCUAGGAAGCUCCAGUUCCAUGGGCCCAAUUCCUUACAAACACAUGGUUAAUGCCAUGGACAGAAGAAAGCAGCAGUUGGCAGAAUGGGCUGCACGAAGGUUUCUGAAAACUAACACUGUUGGUGUUUUGUAACUCAAUAUUUUCCAUGAAAAUGCAACAACAUGUAUAAUAUUUUUAAUUAAAUAAAAAUCUAUCGUGGUUGUU
This is a messenger RNA of Galeopterus variegatus (Sunda flying lemur), 1926 nucleotides long. It is a transcript of the gene CTLA4, whose product is annotated as cytotoxic T-lymphocyte-associated protein 4. Bases 157 to 828 code for a protein of 223 amino acids. The record is from RefSeq and is a predicted model, not a curated record. Gene Ontology annotation, cellular component: membrane; external side of plasma membrane. Gene Ontology annotation, biological process: T cell receptor signaling pathway; immune response; regulation of T cell proliferation. The transcript has 4 exons. Lineage: Eukaryota; Metazoa; Chordata; Mammalia; Dermoptera; Cynocephalidae.